Bacillus rossius redtenbacheri is the source of this 968-nucleotide messenger RNA. RefSeq names its product turripeptide Pal9.2-like. The record is from RefSeq and is a predicted model, not a curated record. Bases 47 to 319 code for a protein of 90 amino acids. Gene Ontology annotation, molecular function: protein binding. Lineage: Eukaryota; Metazoa; Arthropoda; Insecta; Phasmatodea; Bacillidae. The transcript is spliced from 3 exons.
AAUGUCUCAACUAUUUGUUUUCUGUUAGUUUGACUUGCUCGCCAAGAUGGGUUACUACGUUAUUGGUCUGUGUCUCACUGCCCUGCUGUCCGGCGCGCUGGCGGUACCUGUCGGCGAACAGCGGAACGACUGCGGCUUCGCCUGCAUCGACGACUGGACCCCGGUGUGCGCCACAAACUCCUCCGGCAGCUACGUCAUCACGUGCUCCAACGCCUGCUACCUCGCCGGCUACAACUGCAACCACAACACCAAUUUCACUAUCCUGUACGACGGCGAGUGCAGCGGCUGGCCGACUACCAACAGCGAUCCUUGCAUGUAGAGGAGAACAUGUAUCAUGCACUUAGGUAGAACAGUACACUCCCGAUUAUCUGCGAAAUUAAGUGGCAGGGCCACCGCGGAUAGUGAUAAUCACGGAUAAUCCGCAAAAAAGAGCUGAAAAUGGGAAACAAAAAAAAAAAAGGGAAACGUUAAUUUCAAAUUAAAAACCUAAAAAUUUAUGUACAGUAAAAGUUACAAUCAACAGUAAAAAUUUUUAAACGAUGCCCAAAUUUUAGUAUUUUACUGAAUAAUUAACAUACAACACAUUUCAGUAAUGUAAACAUAAAAGUGCUCGACCAUACGACUAGCAACAAAGUGCGACGGAGACAAAAAUAGCAACGCAGGCCAGCAUACUGCGUGAGUUCCGAGAGGGCCUGUGGCGUUUUACUGUACACUGCACGCAAUACACUCGCCAGUGGAGUUCAAAUUUGCUCACUUGUAAUAAAAUACGGAUUUACAUAUGUGCUGUAUUUUUUCGUAGCAUGCGCGGAUGAUAGGGAGUUUACUGUACUGCAAAUGAUGAAGAAAGUAAAAAAAAAAAAAAAACCAAGUUGGCGCUAUGAACAAAAAAGCUGAUAUAACUGUAUUGGGCUUACUACCAGUAUUGAUAUUGUAACCGAAAUAGAAAUAAAGUAAACGGUUUCACUUGG